Messenger RNA from Lucilia sericata (common green bottle fly), 1198 nucleotides. Its product is annotated as outer dense fiber protein 3-like. Lineage: Eukaryota; Metazoa; Arthropoda; Insecta; Diptera; Calliphoridae. Gene Ontology annotation, cellular component: cytoskeleton. The transcript is spliced from 4 exons. The record is from RefSeq and is a predicted model, not a curated record. Bases 190 to 870 code for a protein of 226 amino acids.
UAUAACUUUUCCUAAACUGUCACAAUUUGAAAAAAAAAAAUAUAUAUAUUUUUAAUUAAAAUGUUUAUUUACUUCAUUUUCAUUACUCGACAAAAAUUUUCUUUUAUUUUUUUAGCUUUAAGUUUUCGGACUAAAUUUAAAAAAUCUAAAUUAAUUGUAUAAUUCAUCUGCUAACAUAAUUGGCAUACAAUGGGUUCAAUAGGUCCGGGUCCUGCUUAUUCUCUACCCCCAACAAUCGGCUAUGAAAAACAUGAUCAGCGCAAACAGCGUAGUCCACAAUAUACAAUGGGUGGUCGAUUGAAAGUUAAAAAUGUUAGUAUAACACCAGGACCUGGUAUUAACACGCAAAAUUUAACGCGUUAUGGAAGAGUAACCAGUAAAGCGUACAGCAUGGCGGCUAGGACAUUUGUUAAAGAUACCAGAAAUAUAGGUCCAGGCCCAGCGAAUUAUGAUGUAUCAAAAAGACCUUAUGUAAAUGUCACAGCUCCACCCUCAUAUUCUAUGGGUCGUCGUGACAAUUUUCGUUUCAAAAAUGUAUGCCCCGGACCUAAUGCCUAUGGCAUUAAAGAUGGCGUGGUUAAAAAAUCAGCUCCGGCUUAUAGCAUAGGCAUAAAGACAGCUUUAAAAGAUAAGGCCGGCUCUCCAGGACCGGCUAAUUAUCCUGCUAGUAAUUUAAAAGUAACAAUGCUUAAAGCACCAGAAUAUUCCAUGUAUCCCCGCUCAAAAAUUAUUGACAAAUCUAUUGUGCCUGGUUCGAAUGCAUACGAUCGCACAAACUAUAAGCCGGGUAAAUCAUCUCCAGCUUAUUCUUUCGGUAUACGCCAUUCUCCGAAAGCACCACCCAUGAUAGUGUCUUGUGAUAACGUAUGAAUUAUGGAUUAAUUAGGUUGAAAUAGUUGAUGAUUGGAACCGUAGAAAUAUUGUAAUUUGAUUAUGUCUGUUUGAUUUCUUGUUAUUAUCCGAAUUUUAACAUUUAAAUUUUCGGAUAAGAAUAAGUUUUCAAACGGUUACAUUAUUGAAUUACUUAUUUUUAAGAAAUUUUUAUAAGCUUAAUAGUAAAGACCAAAAUAGUAAUUGUGUAACUAAUUAAUUUUUUAUGAUUUGGGAAUAUCUUUUGUAUAAAUUUAAAAUUUGAGAAUUAUAGUACCAAAGAAUAUAAAGAAAUUGGGGCUUGUCAGUUGGUACGUAAAGGAGUUGU